UUUUCCCCCCAUCUCAUUCGUUCUCUGUCUCUCAGCGGCGGCAGCUCAGGGAGGCAGCUGUAUGUGCGUCUGCAAGACAAUUGCCACAGGUAAAGACAGCUGCAUCGUCGGAUGUUGCCAACCCCACAGGGGGUGAGGGAGCCUUUGCUGCUGCGGUAGCAAGUUCCCAUCCCUGCGCGGGGCGCACAUUUCUAAUCAUCUCCAAGAAAGCAUCCUGGAGGGAAGGACGAUCAGAGGAUCCCAGCAACCCGACCAACAAAUCACAAGCUGACUCGAAAGAGCACAGGCUUUCAGGGACUGAGGGAAAAAAAACAGCACUCCGAGAGCGAGACGAGAGAAUCAGUGGGAUAUUUUUAAACGUUGUAGCCUCCUGUUUGUGUUUUUGCUCUUAUCUCUUGAUUCAGCUCUUUCUGUUUCAAUCAUUCGCAUCCGUUCCCUGCCUCUCGUCCUCUUUCAUUCUAUCCCUCUGUGGUGGAAUGUUCCCUGCAAAUAGAUGAGAAGAGGCUUUCUGAGUGCUUGCUGCAGUAUUAACGGACGGUAUACUGAGACAGCAGGGCGCUGAGCGGACAGCUUGGGGAAAUCUGAUCCACAGCCGGCUGGAGAAGGAGCUGGAUCACGCGUCGCUGUUGCAGAUUUAUCCGCCCUGUGAUACCACUGCGCGACAACACCCCUAAUUCUUUUUUUCCCCCUCUCCCUCUCUCCUUCCUCAUCUCCGAAGUGUUGUUGUUUGACUGGAUCAGGAACAUUAAUUGGAUUCUACUGCUUUAUUGUCAGCCUCACCGGAAUUUAGAGCAAAAGGAAGCAAAGUGGGUUUGGAUCCAAACUAUCCGCAAAUAAGGAGAGGCUGAUUGAAAAGCAACGGGCGACGACAAAAGACCUGAUAAUCCAAGGAGAGUGUUCGACAGACGCAUGAACGACAGAUCUCUCGCUCUCUUUCAGUUACGAAAGAGACGGAUUUUGGGAGCUGAGGGACGCUGACUCGGCUAAAGCCGUUGGAACAGGCUGCAUUGGAAAACAUCUUUCAUUUUUUUUGUCCUGCCCAGGGUGGGGAGGCAACAAGACCCACCCUGCAAGUUUCCCUCCCCUCAUUAGACAAUACUGUCCCAUCGUGGAUCGUGCUUGGAGGGGACAUAUAUGCAUGUUAAGUAGAAUUAGUCGUGGAUGUUUUUGCUGCAGUGACAUCUGAACACUGAUGCCAUAGAUUCCUCACAUGCACAGAUGUAAAGCUGUUCCUACCCACCCAUCUCUCCCUCCUGUCCUUCCUUCUCCCUGCUAGAAGCAUCACUUCUUAUUCUUCUCCUCUGGCUUAUCCGGCUGUGAACGUUCUUGAAGUUCACCGUCACUUCACUUGGACAUCGGGAGUUGGGCCGGACUAAACGCGGACUAAUCGGGCGAUUAUCCGUCUGCGCCAGCUCUCCCAUUUCUCACUGGUGUCUCUGAGUGCUUGUGUGUGUGCUUGUGUGUUUGUGAUAGCGUGUCUGCAUGUAUCUCCUGCACCCCUCCCCUCCUCGUUAUCCUUGGAUUACAUAUUUUUGUACGUGUUAUUGAGCGUCCGAUACCCGUGAGGUUCUUUUUUGUAUCCAUUUGUUCACCUUUCCUUUUGUCUCUCCUCAUUGUCCGGCAUUGUUGGGAACCUUUCUGCCAUGUGCUACCGAUGCUUAGCACAGGGUUAACCCUCAAUGAGCCUUAAAGGACGGCAGGGAAGGAUGAGCGAGUGUUCUGGGGCAGCUGUUUCCGGGGCGGUGAUCCUGGAGGAACCUGAGGCUUCAGGGGCUUCAGGGGGCCGUGGUGAGGGCCAGGCCCAGGAUCAGGGUCCCAUUCGCUGUGCGGUUUGGCCUCGCCAGCAGACAUGGCUGUGUGUGGUCCCCUUACUUAUCGGUUUCAUUGGCCUUGGAUUGAGCCUGAUGCUGUUGAAGUGGAUUGUUGUCGGUACGGUGCGGGAUUACGUGCCGACAGACCUGGUGGAUGCUAACCGAAUAGGCCAGGAUCCUAUCUUCCUCUCCAAGCCAAGCGGGAUCCCCAAAAGUCCUGACACUACCACUACGACAACUACUCCUACAGUUGAAGGUGGGAACCCCACACCUAGGACUGUAACUAUUGGGAAAGGUAGAAGUCGUUCCACUGCUACUACCACGACUAUAAACCCUAGAGGGGGUGGAGCCUCGGGUAGCCAAGUAACCCCACGGAAUCCUGUACAUCGUAACGGACGCGGACCUUCGGGUUUUACUACGACCACCGCGGCGCCACGGACCACCUUCAUAAUUGGAUCAGCAACGUCUAGCCCCUCGCCGUCCAAUCCAACCGUGCUCCACGACUCUACGCAGAUGUGGACCCUGGAGCAUACUACUACUACUGAGACGGUCUCCACUACGCUGGUCACACGUACGCACGGCCACCGCAAAACACCGUCUCCAACUGUCCCUCCGCUGCACUCGGAGCAUUUCAAGCCCUGUCAUGAGAAGGACCUGGCCUACUGCCUGAACGGCGGCGAAUGCUUCGUCAUCGAGACGCUCAGCGGGCCUCACAAGCACUGCAAGUGUCGAGAAGGCUACCAGGGAAUCCGCUGUGACCAGUUUCUGCCCAAGACGGACUCCAUCCUGUCUGACCCAAUUGAUCACUUGGGCAUCGAGUUUAUGGAGAGCAAAGAGGUGUACAAGAGACAGGUGCUGUCAAUCACAUCCAUCGCCAUGGCGAUCAGCCUCCUGGGAACCCUGUGCAUGGCCCUCUACUGCCGCAACAAGAGGCGCCGAGAGAAGCUCCAGGCCCACUUGAAGGAGAGUCGCAGUUUGAAAAACUACACAGCUAAUUCCCAUAACGCCGUGGAAGCCAAGAUGAGGGCCCCUAACGCCAACCUGCAAAUGCAUGAGUACUGCAAACGGUCCUCCCAGCCUCGCCAGGGAAACGUCUGUGAGUCCAGCUUUCCACACUGCAACAUCUCCACCACGCCGUCCAACGCGUCCAGAGGCACGGCCAAACAUCACAGAAGUGGUUCCUUGUCUCACAGCCCGGAUCCGAGAACCCGGGCAGCCCAUUGGUCAGCUCCACGCAGGACCCCGCCCAUACCCAGGGGAAGGUUAAAUCCGAUUGGAGGAUCCAAGUAUUCAGGCCCCGCCUACCAACACCUUCAGGAAGUGGACUCAUCUGAGAGGGAGGCUGAAGCACAAAGAGGUUGCCAAAUGCAGGUAGAGAACCAGUGUGACGACCCCAGACGUGAUGCCUUCCUACAUAUGCAAACUCCUGUUUCCAUGGAGACGUCGUUGCCAUCGCCUUGGAGUGGCCGCACGGAGGCGCGUCUGGGCCUGUCCGAGCACAGCGAUCCGAACCCCGCCACCCGCAGCCUGCGUCGGCCCGGACGCCGUCACAGCCACUCCCCGCCUCCCCCGUUUCGCUCCUGCUCCAUCCCCAUCAUCCCUUCCGUCCAGUGUCACCAUGACAACGAGGUGUCUUGUAUGCAAACCAGCGUCACGCCGUCGACCGCGGCGAUGUCAGUCUGCGGAGCCGCCGCGCCCUGCAAGGAAGCGAGGAGAGGAGAGAGGUUGGCACACGUGGCCACGUUGUCCUCUUCUUCCUGCUCGUCCGCCAUCGGUCAGCAGCGGGACGAGGUGGCGCUGCUGCUGGAGGAGGCGCAGGAGCAGCUCAGGGCGUUGGCGUUGGCUCACAGGAAGCAGGAUGAAGGCGGGAUCAGCAGCGGGUCGACGGCUGCGCUGGUGGAGGCCAGAGAAACUGUUUGCUUCCUGAACCUUAACGGAGGAAGUGCCGGGGCGCUGAGCUGUAACGGACCCACGCAGACCCAGUUACUCAGCCCCAGCCUAUCACACAGAGACCUGGGCCAAAGCAGCCAAUGAAAGGACGCCAUUUAGGACUUUCACUUUCGGUUUGACAGUGUUUGACAGACUAUGGUGUUCUGCAUCUGUGGGACACGAAUGGAAAUGCCGGAUUUAAAAAAAAAAAAAAAAAAUGUAAUAUCACGGAAAUGAUGUGCUGAUGAUAUGCAUAUACCGUAUGGAUACAAACACUUCUCGAGUGGCCGCCUUU
This is a messenger RNA of Sebastes umbrosus (honeycomb rockfish), 4035 nucleotides long. Its product is annotated as pro-neuregulin-3, membrane-bound isoform. Bases 1680 to 3845 code for a protein of 721 amino acids. Gene Ontology annotation, molecular function: chemorepellent activity. The record is from RefSeq and is a predicted model, not a curated record. The transcript is spliced from 10 exons. Lineage: Eukaryota; Metazoa; Chordata; Actinopteri; Perciformes; Sebastidae. Gene Ontology annotation, biological process: intracellular signal transduction; nervous system development; animal organ development.